This is a messenger RNA of Fukomys damarensis (Damara mole-rat), 557 nucleotides long. RefSeq names its product chromosome unknown C1orf50 homolog (gene CUNH1orf50). The annotation marks the transcript as partial. The record is from RefSeq and is a predicted model, not a curated record. Lineage: Eukaryota; Metazoa; Chordata; Mammalia; Rodentia; Bathyergidae. The transcript is spliced from 4 exons.
CCGCUGGACCUGGUGGCGCUCGCAGAGCAGGUCCAGAAGGCUGAUGAAUUCAUCCGAGCAAAUGCCACCAGCAAGUUGUCAGUCAUAGCUGAACAAGUCCAAUAUUUGCAAGAACAAGCCAGAAAGGUUCUGGAGGAUGCCCACAGAGAUGCUGACUUGCACCACAUAGCUUGUAACAUGGUGAAAAAACCUGGUAAUAUUUAUUACCUAUAUCAACGGGAGAGCGGCCAGCGAUACUUUUCCAUUAUUUCUCCAAAAGAGUGGGGAGCAGGUUGUCCACAUGACUUCCUUGGUGCCUACAAACUACAGCAUGAUUUAUCCUGGACUCCAUAUGAGGACAUUGAGAAGCAAGAAGCUAAAAUCAGCAUAAUGGACAAGCUGCUAAACCAGCCAGUGGCCCUGCCCCCAUGCCCUGAACCCAUCUUCCAGGGACUGAGCCACUGACCAGCAGGCUCUCUUAAAAGCCUGAACAUCACCUCCUUGUUGCCCUUAUCUCUGCCUUGGUGGAAGUGGUCAUGAGAACUGAGGGGACAUGGGUGACUCUUGGGAUGAUGCCC